ACGUUCGGCUCAACCACUCACUCUCUCUCUCCCCGGCGAAACAAAACGUCAUUUCGUGUUAGUUUAUUAUUGGUUUUCAGUGGAAAUAACAUUCUGGAAGGGACCGGUCGUGUGUUAUGUGCUCCAUCGAAUCUCGUUUGGGAAAUGAGCAGACCCCGCGUUUCACGAUGAUAGACUCCAGCAGUCAGGCGAGCUCGAGCGGUCUGGCGACGGCCCUCCGCGACCGCUCAAGCUGCUCAAUCCCAAACCAGCCGAACCGCUCCCUGCCAGUGCGCCCAGCGCCGCACAUCCCCUGCAGGAGCCUCCUCCCCCGCCGGGCGCUCCCGCCGCACUCCCCCGCGGGGCUGGACUCCCCAGACUCCGAAUCAGUGACGACCUCGUCCGACCGCUCGCACCAGGACCCGACGGUCGGUCUCAUCAGGAUCGAAGUUCCGCACUGGCACAACGACAUCCGCCAGCCGUACAUCAACAUCGUGAACCUGUCGACGCUGCACGCGCCGUCGGAGGCGGCCCGCGGGCUCAAGCGUAAGGCAAUCGAGCCCGAGGACAGCGUGACCACUUCAAACUGCAGUCUGAUCGACAUCUCCCACAGCCCCGACCGCUCCGACAGCUCAAAACAGGGCUCUCCCUCGUCGGUCUCCGCAGCGGACUCCCCGAGGACGCCGCACCCUGAGGGCGACUCGACCCUAAAGAAACGGCGAAAGCGAAAGCUGAAGAGGGACGAGGAAAAGAUGGAGAUUAACCUGGAGCCCCAGCCCUCGAAGAUGGUUCCCCCCCUGCGACUGAAGAAGAUCCAGAGUCUCCAGGAGGACGUGCCGAGCGUCGCGACCUGGGGAGCCCCGAAGAAGCCGGAGCCGCAGGAAGUUCUCCCGGGCUUCAGAUUUUACCAGCCCCGACCACCGGACCCCGACCUCCCCAAAGACGCCUCCAACUACCGCAUCGUCACCGGGACGACUCCCCCCUACGACGAGUACAUCGACUCCAGCACUGUCAAGGCCCUUGACAAAGCCUCAAGGGCCGUCGAUCAGUGCCAGAAGGACGAGAACCUGCGGUUCAGGCAGAACAAGCUGAAGCUCAAGCUGAAGGACUUGAAGAAGAAGACAGUCGAGCUGGGGAGGGAGAUGCUGAGGACGGCGAUGACGUCCCCCGACAACUCCGCCCAGGAGACCCCCGUCGAGGAGCAGAUCAAGAAGCUGACGAGUUUGCUGAAGAAACUGCCGGAGGCGGCUGCGAGGGCCGACGCCGACUGUCAGCUGGAGGACGUCCCAGGGGCUGUCGUCACCUCGACGAUCUCGGGAGUUCUCCAGAGCGCCCCGUCCCCGGAGCCCCCCAAGCUCUCCCCGAAGGCCCCAGUGGACUUCGGAAAUUCACUGAACGUUCACCAGGUCAGGGACACCCCUCCAGUCCUGGCGAAGGCGAUCGCCCAUGGGGAGGACACCGAGGACACCUGGCAGGAGUUCGAGGGCCUGAGGGGCCUCCUGAAGAUCACGAAGAAGGGGGAGGGGAAGCCGGAGGGCUCCGUCGUCGCGUCGUCCGUCAUCACGACGACGAGUGACAGCUCGAUUCACGAGGAAAUCGAUCUGGAUAACAAGUGCCAGGUUGACCUGGGGCUCAGGGCGAAUGCAAAAACGGAGAUAAAUCCGGUGAGGCUGAGGAAUCAGGUGAGGGCCAUCGAGAUCAAGAGCCUGAUGGGGAGCCCGGACAUUCCGGAAGUCAUUAAGAUCGAUCUCAGGAAGACCCCGAGCCCUGGGGAGAUGGUGAUUGACACCACGAGCGUUCUCCAGGAGUUCGAGAAGAGGUCGGAUGGAAAUGGGCCUGGGGUGGGGGGCGCUGGGGACCUGGGGGCUGCCCUGAGCCUCCAGGGGGCUCGGGCCGACGCCCUGAGGAUUCGGACUCCUGCCCCGAUUAGCUCCUCCUCGGAGGCCCCCGGACCGCCGGCUUCCCUGGAGGAUUGUCUGGGUGUCAGUGACUCGAAGGAUUUGGCGAUGGCGGAACAGUUCCCCACCCUCGGGAACUGGCUCGCCAGGAUGUCGGCUAAAAUGCCGAGUGAAGCUCCUAAAGGCGUCUCCAAGAAGGCGUCGGGCGAGCAGAUUGUCAUUGAGAGCAGGAGCCCCGCGUAUCAGCCGAGGGUCCAGGGGUACAGUCUGGGGAGUGGGAAGGGUGUUGGGGCGGAUUUGAGCGCGGGGGGAGGCGCGAGGGAGAAUGGGAGACGGUGGAGGGAGGGGCGGGAGGGCCAGGAACAGAGGGCUCAGGAGUACGGCAGCGGGGGGGGGGGGGGGGGGAACGUGCAGGCGAUGCAGCAGAGCCAGCAGAUGGCGCAGGAGUAUUGCGCACCGACGGUGCCGGUGGGGAGAUAUUAUCCGAGGAAUUAUCCGAUGGAUCCGUACGGGAUUCCGUACGGCUACAACUACCCGUCCCUGGCAGCGGCCUCUCUUUGGAGUGGAGCCGUCCUCCAGUACCCCUUCAUGCGUCCUCGAGGUCUUCCUCAGGGCUACCAGCCUCGUUUCCCCAGCAACGUCAUGCAGUACCACAUGCCCCCAGGCUCGCUGUCCCAGCAGAGGGCCCCACCCCCUCCCUACGCCCUCCCAGGCCAGUCGCAAGUGCCUCAGGCCCCCCAGGACCCCAAGAGGGCCCCAGAGCCCUCGAGAAACGACCCAGGGAGCUACGAUCCCACCGUCACGACCAAGAGAGCGGAGUGCCCCCCGGUGUCGAUGCCCCAGGGGUCCAGUUACCCCGGCCAGAGGGUCCAGCAGCCCCAGCCCUCCAGGGACCCAUACCCCAACCCCUACGCAGAGCCCAAUCCCCGGGUGUCUGUCUCAGAGUCUUCGAGGGACCAGAUGAACUACCGACAGCCCUGGAGGGGGCCCAUCCUGCCCCCAGGACCCCUCGGCAUGAGGAAUUACCCCAUCAACACCAACUGGGCGUCAGACCCCUGCUCUCUCCUGGCUGCCCUCUCCCCUGCCACUCUCCAGAACUUCACGACACCCAUGCCCAUGGCUCAGAGAAUGAGAAAUCCCAAGGAACAGGUCGACCACACCAGGAACUGCGAAACCCCUCACCUGGGAAAAGUUAAUUACUCGCCGAACACAGCGAGAACUCUCGAGUGCUCAAAUUGUGCCUUGCCAGGACCUCUGUUCAAGUGUCUCGGUUGUGAAGUUGCCUUUUACUGCGAUGAUACGUGCCAGGCUAGACACUGGAGUCGACAUGUCGUCAGCUGUCCCAAGAAAAUGCCUAAGCUCAAAAAAGUCGUGCCUUAAGUAGUUUUAGUCUGUGGAAUCGUCGGGUUUUUUAAGUACUGUUGGGGACACGGACGAAAAAUUUUAGGAGAAGAAUCUAUCGAAUUCGUUGGAAAAUUCUGUUGAAUUUCUAUUGAACUGUUCUAUUAGU
This is a messenger RNA of Diachasma alloeum, 3387 nucleotides long. RefSeq lists its product as uncharacterized. NCBI's taxonomy places the organism in Eukaryota, Metazoa, Arthropoda, Insecta, Hymenoptera, Braconidae. Bases 117 to 3257 code for a protein of 1046 amino acids. The transcript has 4 exons. The record is from RefSeq and is a predicted model, not a curated record.